Messenger RNA from Stylophora pistillata, 5955 nucleotides. RefSeq lists its product as uncharacterized. Gene Ontology annotation, biological process: ubiquitin-dependent protein catabolic process; protein ubiquitination. Lineage: Eukaryota; Metazoa; Cnidaria; Anthozoa; Scleractinia; Pocilloporidae. Gene Ontology annotation, cellular component: nucleus. Gene Ontology annotation, molecular function: protein binding; ubiquitin protein ligase activity; zinc ion binding. The record is from RefSeq and is a predicted model, not a curated record.
CCGUGCGCCUAAAAGAACUAUACAAGAAAAACUUUGCUGAUGUUUCUUCCCUAUUCCGUGGUAUAUUAUUUUUACCUUUUUCACUGCUAAAACCCAUCUAAACUGGAUGAGGAAGUGGAACUUGUCAAGUAAUAGAUAGGAGGGGUUACUGCACCAGAAGCUGCUAAUGCAUUCCGGGAAAACGAACGGAGGAGAAACAAGGAAAAUGGAUACCCCUGACAGAAUCGGCUACAGAUGUUCGGUUAUUAAAUUCCUUAUAUCGACAGUUAAUUAUCUGCGAAAGGGGAACUUAGCUCAAGCGAAAGAAUCAUUACAAAAAACUCACCACUAUUUCCUAAAGUUGACGCCACUUGACUUCUUAAAUCCCAGUUUAGAGGAAAGAGAAAUAGUAAACAAUGCGGAGGAGAUAUCGGUAGAGAAUGUGGCGUGGAGUUUUCGAACUGGAGCAGUCUUGUUGCCCCAGAAGUCUCCUAGCUUCUAUGUCCGCCUUGCCAACACAGUUGGUGCUGUUGCAUUGAAUAUGACUUGUGUUGAUAUAGCCAAGAAUGCACUUGAGCAGCAGAAAGAGCACAUUGAGCGAGCCGACGACGAAGAAUUAGAAGUUAGCCACGGAGUUGCCCUUAAUAACUUAGGUUGCGUGUAUAUAAUUAAUGGAAGUUUCCAAAAGGCAAAAGCAAUUCUUCAAAGCGCUCUUGAAAUAUUUUCCAAAAAUGGAAAACCUUCUGUACAUGUCGCUAUUGAGGAAAAAAUUUUAACAACAGUUAACAACCUACGACUAGUGCAUCAGGCUCAGAGGAGCCACGUAGCUGAUAGGCAAUUACAAAAUGAUCUCCUUUCUAGUAUAGGCCAAUUUGCCAUACAACCAAGAAUCAAUGCGAUUUUUGAUUACAAUGAAGCGCUUACCUCUUUGAGUAACAGAAAUCUUAGAAAAGCUUUGGACGAAUUUGAGAACUUAAAAACCUUUUGUGAAACAGAAUUACGCCAAAUUAAGGGUCUGUUAACCUGCAUUUUGUUGAAAAUACGUUUAGUUUGUUUGAUGCUACAAGCCUCUAGAGGGACCACAACAGCUAUUGAUACUAAGAUUUCUACCUUGCUAGGGCUGAAGGAACUUGUUGAUGUUAGUUCAAACUUUUCCUUAGAUUUCUUAAUCACAAUUGUGGAGACUGUGUCCGACAUUCAUCUUUAUCAAGGUAAUCUUGACCUUGUCUGUAGCUUUUUUUCCUAUCUUGCACCAGUUGUUCGUGAAAGAUGUGGUGCGGAUCACCCAACUUUUGCUUCUAUUCUGUUCAAGCAAGGACUUGUUUUCCUUCAUUUGGGAAACACUGCACGCUCCAGGCAAUGUUUUACGGAUGCAUUAGAGAUUUUCACCAAAGCUUUUGGUGCUAUUCACCCCGAUGUACUCAAAUGCAAUGCAAGUCUUGGAAGGCUGGAGUCGUUCGGUGGAUUUGAAGAAAAAUCUUUAUUUUACAGUCAGAGAGUUCUGAAAAAUGUAGAGGAGAUUUUCCAGGUCUCAUUUGAGCGUCAGCUGAAGCCAAAAGUCAUUGAAUUGUUUCAAGGAGGUGGAAGGACACCAUCUCCUGAUACAGAUAACAAAGAAAAAUUAAAGUUUGAAAGUCUGAUUUCUGAGUUUGGUGUGGAAAUAACCAAGGUUCUCAACCAUCACCAACCGAGCGCUCUCUGUGAUUGUUCAGUAAUACUUUCACAAAGAGAGGAUUGUGUGGAUUCCUCCGUCUCCCAGCUGUUUGCCAAGGACUUAUGUGCAAAGCUAAGCUUCAACUUGUUGAAAGUUGGUCUUUCUUUGUUUAACCUUGGAGUGGAACAAAGUACCACUUUCCUGUUUCUCUCGUGUACAUAUGCAAGUAUCUUUUAUGGUCAUUCUGAUUGCUCUGAAGUCAUUUUACUGAAAGUGAUUUUUGCUGUGUGUCAUCUAAAAUCUAAGACGAGCCAAACCUUCCCGGAAGUUCAAGAGAGGUUAAAAACUGAAUUCGAACGGUUAAAGAACUUCAUCGAGGGAAAAGCGAAGCGAGUUGAUAAACCGGAAAGCAAAACUAUAUUUUUCGAAGAAAAUACAAACUUGAUGAUUGCUUUAGCAGUAAUGCUUCAGUCGUUUGUAGAAGUGGAAAUGUGGGAGAUGAUAGACGCUGUGCAUAGUUUGUUUUCUUCUCUGUCAAACCAACAGUCUACGCAGGCAACUCAUGUAUUGCUCGGUGAAGAGAUUCGGUUUGCGUUUUUCAGUUCAAACAUACAAUAUGUUGGCAGACCAUUUAUGCAUGACCUGAUUUUUUUGACGCCUCUUGGCAAUCGAAAAAUCUCUGACAAAAAAAAUGUAGAUGCUCCCGGUAACUUUCAAAGCAAGGAGAUUGCAAAAUCUCCACAUAAAGAUGACAAGUUGGAAGAAAGGGCAUCGACGAAAAUUUUUAAAACUCUGGUGCUCAAAUCUGAUAAUAAUCAAUGGAAAGGAUUUUGUAGAUUUCUUGUGGAGUGUCCAAUAAUUCGUGGAAUUGAUGUUUCAACACUGAAUCACACAAAUGUGUGUAGUGUGAACGCAGUAGAAGACAGUCUGCCCCAUUUGACUUUAUGUCAUCAGAAUAUAGAGUUAGCAACACAAUAUUUUAUAGAAUUGGAACUCCUAGACUCUUCGAAGACCUCUCUUUCGGAGAUUUCUGGUGGUUUAUCCCUUUUGCCACUCUUAAUAUCAGCAGCUAGGGAUGGUUCAGAAUUUGAAACGCAAUCUCCGGUUCUCGUCAUGACAGAGAACACUUGUAAAGGAAGCCUAGCAUUUAUCUUGCAGGACAAAGUGGUUGCGGAGUUUUUAUUCGGAAAGCUUUUAAAGCAAAUUUUAACCAAUGAGGAAGAGCUUGGUGAUGUUGUGAACGUAAUGGUCGAAGAUAGCAAGCUUGUGUUGGAAAUCCAAGGUCCACCCAUUGGGAAAAUCGUAAUGCAGCGCCAUGAAGACACCAUUAAAGUGAGAACCCAGUUCAUUCACUUUUUUCAAAGCCGAACAAAAUUUGAGAUCGUCCAAGAGGAAGUUCCACCGUGCAAUUGCUCUCUUAUUGAGAUGGUCAUCGCUGACAAUAUGAAAACAUGUGCUCGUGAUUUUGGAAUUCUUUUCGAGACACAAAGUGAUAGGUCCUGGUGUAUUGCGUCCAAUCAGCCUGGAAACGCAAGGGAUGUUUCUAUGAGAGGACGCCAGACGCAGGAACUGCAGCAUAAAGCCGAACGUCCAGGCCGUAUUUCUACUCUUCCAACCUUGGUUCUCAGACAAUCGUUCCUGAAGGAAUCAUGGACACAAACAGAUUCCUUGAGUAUUCCUUCAACAUCUGAUCUUAGCACCCAAACAGAUCUCAGCGACUCUGAUGAGUCUAAAAAUCUGGUGGAGCCCACGUCAUCAUCUAGUGAAGUAAGUAUGUCAUCAUCAUUACCCUCAUCGUCAUCGUCAUCAUCAUCGUCAUCGUCAUCGUCAUUCUCCGCUGAAGAAAGUAUUGAUGAGGUCUUCAGAAGGGCAAGGUCAGAACCAGCAGGGAAAGGUAAAUCAUCGGUGCAUUCUGUGUCUUUGUGUGCCUCAGAAUUGAAGGAAAGCGAAAGAGAAGUUCCAAAAUUUGCAGAUUCAGAGGAAGAGAGCUUUAGCAUGGCUUAUCCCAGUAGCAAUGACAUAGAGAAAGAGCAAACAAAUCAACCACCACCCGUACCACCAUUAAAUUUGAAAGUUCAGACGGGUGGUAAAUUAAGUGAGAGUAAUAAACGCCUUGAGAAGCGUAUUCACACUGAUGAUUGGCUAAGACAUUGUGUGGAUGAUGAAGUUGAUGGUUUAGUCAAAAACGCCGCGCCUGAUAAAACGAAAAUCCAAAGUCGUCAUCCAUCCACAACCACACGGUGUAAUGAUGCCCCGGAUGAAAACCGACGAAAUAAAGAAAGUAAAGUCGAUUCAAGGUCGCUAAAGGUUUCUCAAGAGAGGAAGAACAAGAACAAAGGGGAUCUAUCAGGAAGAAGUCACAACGCAAGGCCUGGGACAUUUCUAGGCUUGAAGGGUGGAGGAAAAAGUCCAUCCUUCUCUGACAGGGGCCUAAGCUACAAGAAACUCGAAUCAGUUUCUUACUGGGACGACAAAGAUGCAAAGCCUGAGAAGGUGCGACCAGGAGGAGGUGAUCUGCGAAAUACCAUAGAUGAAAAGGAACCACAUUUCUUUGGUAUAAAGCCUUGCUUCCUUGCUCGUCACACAGAUGACAGUAGCAUCACCACUCCUAUCGAUAACAUGUGCAAUACAGCGGAAAACGCCAGUGGAGGGUCUUCCAACACGUUCUCAAGGCAGCAAAGGUCGUCUUGUUUCACAAAUGAGCAAGGCUAUCAAGGUCUUAAUCCCUCUCAAGCCCUACCGUUUCAUUUUGAAAAUUCAAAGGUAUUUGCUAACGUACAAGGUCCAAACCCUUAUGGCUCCUUCGGUUCCGAUCUUACAGUUUGUGAUCUUCCAGUGCCUGCGCGUCCUCUUCUUUCUCUUCCCUGCAAUGGAGCUGAGCAAGUCCAAACCCUUUCCAGUGAAGACCCGGGGAUUGUAGUAGUACCUCCGUAUGCUGUGGUCAAUGAUGACACGCUGUUGGCGCAAACAACCCUUUCACCUCACCAGAGAAUAGUCAAGAAUCAAUGUACCGGUCCUGAAGUACAACGGGAGAGAAACUGUUUUUUUAAAGUGAUGAAUGGAAAUCCACCAUGUGUAUCUAAUACCUCCUCAAUUACAAAAGGUCUUGUGCUUCCUGAAAUGGAAAUCUCUGCCCUCCCACAGGGAGCCAAGAACAGAAAUCUGACGUGGGAAACAAGGACACUUGCAGAUCAGGACACUGAUAACCAAGGGGCACAGGGUGUCUUGACCGAUAAUUCGACACACUCACAUGAUGAUUCCCUCGCUGACCUGGAGCGAAGAGUGGCCGAAACUUGUUUCUUUGUCGAAAAAACCUUGAAAGAAAGGGAAGUAAAAGAAAAGGCGAUGAAGGAAAAAGAGCGAAGAAAAAAAGAAGAGCGGGCCAGGAAAGAGCAAAUAGCAGGUGAAAGAAGAGAGAGGGAGGCAAGGGAAGCAAGACAAACGGAUUGUAGGAAUGACACAGAAGAAGCUAGUAACCCGAAGAGCGAUGGAGGAGAGACACCUUCGCAAAACACGGCUGGUGCUGAGGGUCAACAAUGGCUGUGUGAACAUUAUCAGCGGCUCUGUCGUGUCAAGUUCCCAUGCUGCGGAGAGUUCUUUCCUUGUCAUCGUUGCCAUAACAACUCUGGUUGUCCAAAUGAUAAUUCCAAAGCAAGAGAGGGAUGCUUUCUUGAGUGCUCCGUUUGUAGCCAUCAACAAGAGAUCAACCAGGACGCCCACACCUGUUCCAGAUGUAAAACAAAGUUCUCGGCAUAUUUCUGUUCUAUAUGUAAACACUUCACAAGCACAGACAAAAAUCCAUAUCACUGCACAAAAUGUGGGAUCUGCCGUAUUUAUAAGGACCGCUCCUUCCACUGUGAUGUGUGUAACGUCUGUUUGGACAAAAGGCUGGAAGGAAGACAUUCUUGCCGAGAAAAUUCAGGACAUGACGAGUGCUGCAUCUGUUUGGAGGACGCCUUCAGCGGUUGUCAAAUCCUGCCAUGUUCGCACAAGGUUCACAGAGAGUGUGCAAUUGCAAUGAUACAAAAUGGCGUUCGCAGCUGCCCAAUCUGCCGUCAUCCUCUAAACAGUCAGACAGGUGGCAAUGAGUGAUUGACAACCUCUAUCCCAGGCCCUCCUCUUCUUCCAUCAAGAAAUUAGAGAGGACCCAGGGAACACAAUUGAGUAGAUGUUUUUAACCGUGAACAUUUUUCAAGGAAUAGUCUUCACGAAAUUUCCUUUUUUAAUUGUUUAGCGUUCAUAUUGUGUUCAUAUAGUGUUAAAAAAUUCUCUAACAUGCCUUGAUUACGGUUAUGUGGUUUUCUUAUUCAGGUAAGAGUAAU